Ochlerotatus camptorhynchus is the source of this 2480-nucleotide messenger RNA. RefSeq lists its product as uncharacterized. Gene Ontology annotation, biological process: proteolysis. The record is from RefSeq and is a predicted model, not a curated record. The transcript has 3 exons. Gene Ontology annotation, molecular function: metalloendopeptidase activity. Lineage: Eukaryota; Metazoa; Arthropoda; Insecta; Diptera; Culicidae. Bases 171 to 2396 code for a protein of 741 amino acids.
GAGAAAAGUUACGAGACCAAAACCGAACCGAAAGUGAUCCGCGGAAUCGAAAUUUUUGGGUGCACAAACGAGAAAAAAACAAGCAAAAAGCAUCAGAAAAAUUUCCCGGCGCCAGGAAAGCAUGAGAAUUAUCAACUAGGAAAGUAAGCACAACACCCAAAAACCAAACGAUGGCUGUUUCAUUCUGUGGAAAACGUAUCCUGUUGACGCGGUUUAACCUGCUGGCGAAUCAGAAGCGCCACGGUUAUAUUGUCCUAGUGCCGGAGAUCGGCGAAGAUUUGCCGGAGCGCAAUCCGCUGUCCAAGUCGGAGAAUGGCCUGCCGGAGUUCAACAGCGUGACGAUCGAGAAGUGCGUCGGGACGAUCGGUCAGCAAGCCUUUGCCGUGGAGAAGGGCGUGAAGGCACUGGAAGCGAAAAUCGCUGUCGGUAGUGCGGCUGAGGGAGUGACGGAUGUGAUCCAGGAUGUCCUUUUGCCGCUGGAGACGCUUGGGGCUCCCCUUGAGACGACCUGGGGAGUGGCCAAGACGUUAUACCUGGGCAACAGCUCGAAGAUGCCGACGAAGAGUUACCUGACGAUUCACGAAAGGGCCCGUGGGGCGAGAAGAUGUAAGUUUAACAGUGCGCCGAUUUACGGCGCGCUGAAGGAGGCCAAGAAUGGGGGUCGGAAGUUUUCGCAGGAAGAGAAUAGGUUGAUAAACAAAUAUCUGCUGGAGUCGAAGCUGAAUGGGAUUGAAGUGGAUGGACCAGCCAAGCAUGAAUUGAAGGAUGUGCUGGCAAAGUUGACACAUGAGCGGUCCAAGUUCCAUGGCAAGCAGGAGGUGGCAGUGAAGAAGUUUUCGCAAGUCAUCAAAGAUCCGGCGCUGAUGCAGGAGUUUCCUCCGACGUUGCUCCAGGCGCUGGCCGUCGAUCAGUCGCAGGUGAUCAAGGGUCCAUGGAAGGUGACCUUGCAGCCAUAUGUCGUACAAAAGUUUUUGGAGUACUGCCCGGAUCGAACUUAUCGCUGGAAUCUGUGGCAAGCCGAUACUCGGAAGUGUUCCAAUCAUACGGAUAAGGCGUUGGAGAACAGUACCCAUCUGGAGAUGAUCCGUUCGUUGAGGAAGCGUCAGGCAAAGUUACUCGGCUACGAAAGCUUCGCGCACAUGUCGAUGGAAACGAAGAUGGUGGGAUCGAUUGAUUCGCUGAAGAACACCAUGAACGAAUUGCUUCAGUACGCCCGGCCUGCAUGUGAGAAUGAAAUGGCUUCGCUGGAGGAUUUUGCCGUCGAUCAUGGAUUCAAGGCUAAGCUGGAUUUGUACGACGUGCCGUACUGGAAGAGACGACAGCUGGCCGAGUGUCAUCAGUUCGAUAAGGAAGCCCUGAGAGAAUAUUUCCCGGUGCCGAAAGUGCUGGGCGGAUUGUUCCAGUUGGCGGAAUCGUUGUUCGAUAUCCGUAUUGUGGAACGACCGGGCGUUGAUACGUGGCAUGAGGAUGUCAAAUUCUACGAUAUUUUCAACGCCAGCAAGGGAAAUACCCCGAUUGCCGGAUUUUACACAGAUUUAUACUCGAGGGAAGAGGAAAAAAUUUCCGUUGCAGGCAAUUCCGGGUGGAUGGUUGGAAUCGUCAACAAGAGCAUCGUCGAAGGGGACAAUCCUCUGGCAGCUCUGAUUUGUAAUUUCCCUGCUCCGUUGUACGGAAAACCUUCGCUUCUAUCGCUGGACGAUGUCAACAUUCUGUUCCAUAAAUUUGGUCACGCCCUGCAGCAUCUUCUGACGGAAACUCAAUACAGUGAAUUAGCUGGUCUUUCCAACGUCGAAUGGGACGCCGUCGAAGUAUCGGGACACGUCCUCACUCAUCUGCUCCACGAUCCGGAUGUGAUUCGUUCGAUCACCUCGCACUACGGCACGGAACAACCCCUACCGGACGAAUGCAUUAUGGCCAUCCAGAAGCACCAGAAACACCUCGCCGGUUAUAGUCUCUGUCGUGAGUUGUACUUCUCCAAUCUGGAUCUGGAGCUUCAUCUCACUUCCGACUACUGGUUGGACAUUGUCAAGAACCUGUACCCCCAGUUCCAUACCUUCCCAUUGGAUAAAAAGGACGCCCAUCCAUGCUCGAUGACGACCAUCUUCUCCGGCGACUGGGGAGCGGCCUAUUUCAGCCGGCUCUGGUCCCGGAUGGUAGCGGCCGACGUUUACAGUGCCUUCAUGGAGGCCAAAACCAAGGGGCAGCAAUCCGAAGCCGGCCUCAGAUACCGGGAUACGUUCCUGGCCCUGGGCGGUGGCUGUCAUCCGUCGGAUGUGUUCCGACAGUUCCGGGGACGCGAUCCAUCACCUAAGGCUCUGUUACAGAAUCUGGGCAUCUACAAACCAGUGCAUUCAACCGGCAGCGGAUCGACGACGACGACGACCGCAAGCGAGUAGGUCAGUAAGGGGACAAUUCUUGUUGCAAAUUUUAAUUGAUGCUUUGUUGAAUGGAACAGUUAAAAUAUGAUGAUUUAUUGGAAA